Molecule: messenger RNA, 3975 nt
Organism: Triticum aestivum (bread wheat)
Lineage: Eukaryota; Viridiplantae; Streptophyta; Magnoliopsida; Poales; Poaceae
Product: protein argonaute MEL1
Exons: 20
Coding region: 16-3705 (1229 amino acids)
Molecular function (GO): protein binding; RNA binding
Source: RefSeq, a predicted model, not a curated record
GCUCUCUCUCCCGCCAUGGCCUACCGCGGAGGCGGAGGCCGGGGCGCGCCGGCGGGAGGAGGGCGUGGGGCCACGCGCUGGCCGCCUCCGCGCGCGUCUUCAGCGCCUCGCCCCGCCGCGACGGCGCCCGUGGUGGCCGACAACCCCAACGCCGCGGGGCCGCACCAGGGCGCCUACCAGCACGGCGUCGUCGUCCGCAACCCCGCGCUGGCACCCUACGCCACCGUCCGCGCGCCUUCGCCCGCGGUCACCAUCCGCGCGCCCUCGCCCACGCCGGCCACCAUCCGCGCUACUGCUCCGACGCCCUCGCCGGCCCCGGCCCCGUUCCAGCCGGCCCGCGUCUCCGCCCCCGCUCCCGCUCCGCCGACCCCCGCGGCCGUCGCCAACGAGCUGGAGCACAAGAUCUUCAACACCGAGACCGUGCUGGCGCGUCCCGCCGCCGCGGCCCCGUUCCAGCCGGCCCGCGUCUCCGCCCCCGCUCCCGCUCCGCCGACCCCCGCGUCCGUCGCCAAGGAGCUCGAGCAGAAGCUCUUCGUCACGGAGACCGCGCUGGCGCCGCCCGCCGCCGCGGCCGCGGCGGCGGUCGCGGCGACGCAGCCCGAGGAGGAGAAGGCCCCCGACGUGGACCUCGCGCCGGUGUCCAAGAAGGGGCUCGCCCACCCCGCUCGGCCCGGCGCCGGCACCGUGGGCAAGAAGGUGAUGAUCCGCGCCAACCACUUGCUCGUCAACGUCGCCGACAACAACCUCUUCCACUACGAUGUCUCCAUUAACCCGGAGUCAAAAUCAAGGGCUGUGAACAGGGAGGUACUCAGUGAGCUAAUCAAGUUGCACGGCAAGACAUCCCUUGGGGGCAAAUUGCCUGCCUACGAUGGAAGAAAGAGUCUUUACACUGCAGGCUCACUCCCUUUUGAGUCUGAGGAGUUUUCUGUUACACUGGUUGAUCCCGAAAAGAAAGACAAAGAAAAGGCUGAAAGGGAGUACAAGAUCACCAUUCGGAUUGCUGGGAGGACAGACCUGUACCACCUCCAGCAGUUCCUCAAAGGAAGACAGAGGGAUAUGCCUCAAGAAACCAUCCAAGUUCUUGAUGUUGUCCUCAGGGAGUCACCAUCCUGGAACUAUGUCACAGUGUCCAGAUCCUUCUUCUCCACCACCUUUGGUCACAGAGGAGACAUUGGUGAAGGAUUAGAGUGCUGGAGAGGUUACUACCAGAGCUUACGUCCAACCCAGAUGGGGCUGUCACUCAAUAUAGACAUAUCUGCGACAUCCUUCUUCAAGCCUGUGACAGUGGUCCAGUUUGUGCUAGAGUUCCUCAACUUACGUGAUGCCUCGCGGCCUCUGACAGACAGGGACCGUGUUAAGAUAAAGAAAGCACUCCGUGGGGUGCGUGUCGAAACAAACCACCAGGAAGACCAAAUCCGAAGAUACAAGAUAACAGGGAUUACUCCUGUUCCCAUGAGCCAGCUCAUAUUUCCUAUUGAUGAGAGAGGAACAAGAAUGUCAGUUGUUCAGUACUUCAUGCAAAGAUACAACUACAAUCUGCAGUAUACUUCUUGGCCCUGCUUGCAGUCCGGAAGUGACGCUCGGCCUGUGUAUCUGCCUAUGGAGGCGUGCAAGAUUGUUGAAGGGCAAAGGUACUCUAAGAAACUGAAUGACAAGCAGGUCACCAACAUACUUAGAGCUACCUGUCAACGUCCCCAGCAGAGGGAGCAAAGCAUUCGUGAGAUGGUUCUGCACAACAAGUAUGCUGAGGACAAGUUUGCUCAGGAGUUCGGGAUCAAUGUCUGCAGUGACCUGGUCUCUGUUCCAGCCCGUGUGCUGCCUCCCCCCAUGUUGAGAUUUCAUGAUUCUGGAAAGGAGAAAACUUGUGCGCCAAGUGUUGGACAGUGGAACAUGAUUAACAAGAAAAUGAUCAAUGGAGGAAUCAUAGACAACUGGGCCUGUGUGAGUUUUUCACGCAUGCGUCCUGAGGAGGUACACAGGUUCUGUUGUGAUCUGAUUCAGAUGUGCAAUAUGACUGGAAUGGUUGGGCGGCCACCUUCCAUUGAGAAGGCCUUUACUAGAUUUGGUGUUCCGUCUGUGAAAAAUAUCCCAACAAUCAUCUUUGGUGCUGAUGUUACACACCCCCCACCUGGAGAGGACUCUGCAUCAUCAAUUGCUGCGGUGGUGGCAUCAAUGGACUGGCCAGAGAUCACCAAGUACAGUGGUCUUGUCUCUGCUCAACCACACAGGCAGGAGAUAAUCGAAGACCUCUUCAGUGUCACCAAAGUUCCGCAGAGGGGUAAUGUCAAUGGUGGCAUGAUCAGGGAGUUACUGAUUGCCUUCCGCAGGAAGACAGGCCGGAGGCCUGAGAGGAUACUCUUCUUCAGGGAUGGUGUAAGUGAAGGCCAAUUCAGCCAUGUUCUGCUUCAUGAAAUGGACGCAAUCAGGAAGGCCUGUGCCUCAUUGGAGGAGGGUUAUCAACCUGAGGUCAAUUUUGUUCCUGUUGAGAAGAAACAUUACACCAGGCUACUCUCUGAGGAUCAUGGGAGGCAUGAUAUGACUGACAAAAGUGGAAACAAACUUCCUGGUCUUGUCACGGCUCAUGAAAAUAAUGGGCAGCACAGACCCAUCAAUAUAUUUAUUGACUGUCCAGCCGGUAGAUUAGUAGUACAGGUCCCUUUAAGCAGUACGUGCUAUUCACUGAAGACUGCUAUUGAAAAGAAACUGAAUGUUUCAAUCAAUAGUUGUUCAUUGUAUCUUGUAAGAAAGCCUAUUAACUAUGGAAAGACCCUAUCUUACUAUGGCUUACGGGAUGAGUCUGUGCUUAGGAUGGAGGCAAAAUUGCUAGGCGGUGCUUCUAUUGGGGUUCCUCAAACGGUUGCUCAAACUUUCUCAGACCAAAACUUAAAAGAAUACAGUGCUGAUAGCACCAAGUUCUUUCGAAAUGAGCUUGUUCGAGAUAAAGAUUGGCCUGGGAGAAAGAAACUUAUUAGAGUAUUCAACAAGAAGGGCAAUAUUCUUGGUCUUAGUGUAUUAGAUCAACUGAAGAAAGCAAUUAAAGAAAAAAAAUCAUGGGAUGGUCAACUAAAAAAGAAAGAUUUUAGGGUAGUUGAUGGGCGGGCCGUGAUAAUUAAAAAGCCUAUUUAUAAUAUUGAUGCCGUGAAUUUUCCCAAGGAUUGCAAAAAGAUACGGAAAAUUCUAAAGAAAAUCUUUCAAACAGAAAUCAGUGGGGCCGACGCACCUUUUCUGCAGUGGAAUCCUUUCCUCAGAGACUUGCUAGAAGUGUUAGAAUUGGCAACAUUCAGCGACCUUUACUGGCUAGUACCAUUUAUCAAGACGAAUUUUGCGUUUAAGACGCCAAUCCAACGCGAAAAUGCGUCUUAUAACAUUGUAAGAUAUUAUGAAGGUUUGAACUGGCAAGACAAGGCGAAUUUCGAAGCAAUUGUUGACGGGGUCACUGUUCCGCCUGACUGGCGGUCAUGCAAAGUGCAAACACAUUACUUCUUUAGAAAAACAAUACAAUAUGCUUUCCAGAAGUUUGGGUGCACGUACUCUUUGUCUUCUUUCGGAUGCUUUAAAUUUCAAAGAAAUCAUGCGACUCAUGCGAAAGUGUCUCCAUUUCACUUGAGUGACCACGAGAUUACUAUGUUCUUAAGAAGUUUUGUUGCGGAGGUUAUUCGGGGGCUCUUGAAGAAGCGUGUCCCGAUCAAGAAGGCCUUGCAGUAAAUCGCUGACAGUAUACCCUAUGCCCAGAUCAAGGAGAACGUCAAGGACGUCUUGUUCUACUGCUGAGCUCCCAUGGAGCUGUUCUUUGUGCGAGCUACCCUAGCCUGAGUUGUGUGUGAGAGAGCAUGAGAUGCCGAUGACUCUGUUUUGCCGUGGAGCCUGUUGCUCGUAGUUAUCUUGUUCAGUUCGUAGUAGCCAGGAUAUCUAUGACUCUGUCUUUGUUACCUUUAACUCUAUUUGAGACCUAUCCUAUGCAAGUGGUUUAAGUUA